Molecule: messenger RNA, 1596 nt
Organism: Hepatospora eriocheir
Lineage: Eukaryota; Fungi; Microsporidia; Hepatosporidae
Source: the annotation of a GenBank genome assembly
AUGUUUCUUAAAAUAUUUCUAUUUUUAAGUUUAAUGAAAACACAAAUUUCAUUAAAUGAAGUUGAACAACAAAUAGGAAGUCGCGUAUUUAUCAGUAAUAGAGGUGGUUAUUUACAUGCAAUAAAUAGAAAUGAUUCUAUAAUAGAAACUGAAAAAAGUAUUGAAAAAGCCACUAAAUGGAUUUUAGAAAAAAGUGAUAUGAAUGAAUAUUUUAUAAAAAUAGACGGUGGUUAUGAUAAUUUAUCAAUUACUUCCAAAAAUUCAGAGGUAUUAGUAAAUAGAUUUUAUGGUGAAGAUAAUCAAAAGUUUAAUAUAGAAGUUUCUGGAAAUAAGUUUUUAAUUUCUGGUGUUGAUGGAUGUUUAGCAGUUGUUAAUAAUAAACUUACAAUAAGAGAUUGUAAUGAAAAUAUAACUGAACAACAGUUUGUAAUUAAGAGUAGUGAAUUACCAAAUAUUUCUGAUAAAGAAAGAACUAAAAUUGAAAAUUUACCUAGUGAGUUUUAUUUGAUUUCUGAUAAUUUAAAAGUGCUGAAUAACCAAGAAAAUAGAAAAGAAAUGUAUUUUGAUUCAAUCGCAGAGACUGUUUUAUUCAAAAGAGAACAAAGUGGGUUGUUUUAUAUAAUUUCAGAUCUUAAUUCUAAAAAUGCAUUAGAUACUGAAUCGGGUGAUUCUGUUAACUUAAAAAAUAAAACACCAAAAAGAUCACAAUUAUUUGUAAUAUUACCAUUUAAGGAAAACAAGUUUAAAUUGAUUGAAACAGUUAAUGGUAAAUGUUUAACUAGAGAUUUAGAUACUAAUGGAUUUAAAACAGAAGAUUGUGACUUUAAAAAACAGAACCAAGAAUUUCAAAUAACAAACAAGCUUCCAGAAGAAAAUGAACCCGAGACCAUUAAGGAAAAUAUAAAGGGAAUUGAAGAUGAUGAUGAAAUUUUUUACCUUUUAACUUCUAAUAAAGAAGAAAUAAUAACACUUUAUGGGAAUCAAAUAGGUGUAACCAAUCGUUUUGAAAGUUAUAUUAAAUUUAAGGCGGUACCUACUGAAUUAGAUGAUAAGUAUUAUUUAAAAGUUUUAGAUGGUAAAAAAGAAUAUUUCUUAAAUGAGAUGGGAGGUGAAACAUUAUAUUUAGAUUUUAAACCAUUAACAAACUGGGAGAUAAUAGGAAAUGAUGAUUUUAUUACUAUAAAAGAAAAUGAUAAGUGUAUUUCAAAAGUACCAGGAACAGAUCAAAAUAUAUUAAAACUCUAUGCAUGUCAACCAGAUUAUGAUACACAAAAGUUUUUUAGUACAUCAGAUUUAAAAAUUACUUUAAUGGCAGAUUUGAUGGAAAAUAAACUUCCUAAAAAUAGUAGUAUUGAAGAAAUUACUAAAGAUUUGAUUAAGAAAUUAAGAAAUGUAGACAUAUUGAGACAUCUUAAUGAAGAUGAAAAUUUACAUAAAAAACAAAAUUCAAAAACCUCUAAUAAUCUGCAACAUAGUCAUAAAUUUAAUCAUGGACAUGAUGAACAUUAUUUACCGUUUGAUAACAAUAAAAAUAAAAGAAAUCCAAUUUCAAGGAAAGAAGGAGAAGUAAAAUUAACAGAUAGGGAAUCAAAUUAA